Molecule: messenger RNA, 2217 nt
Organism: Tetrahymena thermophila SB210
Lineage: Eukaryota; Ciliophora; Oligohymenophorea; Hymenostomatida; Tetrahymenidae
Exons: 1
Source: RefSeq, a predicted model, not a curated record
AUGUAAAUAAAUUUUAAUAAUAAUGAAAAUUCAAACCAUAUUUAAGAUACAUCUACAAGCGAAUAUUAAUAAAAAUGUGGGAUUUAUUAAGAAUUAUUUAAGCAACCUUAAAUAGUCUCUUAAAAUUCCAUUUAGUCUUAAAAUUAUGUGAUGAGGAAUGCAAAUACUGUAAGUCCAGCUAUGUUUAAGUAAAAAAAGAGAGUAAAUGAGCCUAUUUUGAGCAAUCCUGUAGUUAUAAUGAAAUAUCAAAUGAACUAACGCUUUUAAAAUCAACAAACUAUAUAAAAUUAAGUAAGAGAGAAGACUAAUUCUGAUUAAAGAAAAGAACUUCUCUCUUUUUUCAACGAAAAUAGAUAUAAGUAUUUCUCUAAUAAUGAUUUAAAUGCUGAAAAAUUCUUUGUUACCAGGAAUAGGGAAAGAAUAAAAGACUUAAAUUUUGAAAGGAUUGGUAUUUUUAAAUCAAAGUAACCUCAAACACAUGUCAAGCAUUUGAGAUUUUUCGUUAAUGACCUCAAAAUAACAGAGCCCAGAUUUUAAAACCCCCUCAAAAUUGAAUAGGAACAGCUUUCUCAAGAGUAAAGUUUUAGGAAAGCCUCUCAUGCUUCUCACAACUCUAAGCUUUCAUCUUCUGAUUUAGUCAAAGAAACUGUUCCAAACUUCAAAGAAGCUCCUUUAAAUUCUUUAAACCAAGUACGAUAUGAAAAUAUUUCUAAAGGAACAGUCAAUUCCCCUAUAAAUAAUAAUAUAGGUAGCAAUUCAUUCUCCUUUGGUAAUUUGAAUCCAAGCUAAACAUAAAUUUUAAGUCCUUAAGAAAGAUAUCAAGUUCCAGGUUAAAUGUAAUAAAUAACACCGACUCAAUCCUAUUAAAAUACUCCAUCAAAGCUCACAGCAGCUGCAACAUCUCCAUAACAGAGUUCAGGCUAAUCCAAAUUUUAGUUCAUCAAUAUAAACAAUAACGAUACUAAUGGAAAUUAGUAAUAUUCUAGUUAUGAAAGUGUCUCUGAUAAUAAAGACACAGCUAAUGUCAAAAAACUAAAAUAAUAAUAUAUGAACUUUGUGUAAUAAAAUUUUAAUCCAAAAUUGUAAUAAGCUAAAUUAGUAAAUAAUUUGAUUAAAGAAGAAAAAGAAGAAUCAAUUAUAGAAGAAGAACACAACUAAAAAUAAGAUCAUUAAAAUUAAACAGAAGCAAAUUUGAAAAAACUUACAAUUUUACUCAAUUCUGAAGAUGCUUCUGAUAAUAGAAAGUCAGAUAAUAGAUUGCCAAGCCUUAAAUAAAUAAAAAAUAAUAAAAAGUAAAGAGUAAAUAUAGUAGAUGAGAGAGAUUUAGCUAAAAAUAUAAAUUCUUAAUAAAAUAUUGCAAGUGAUAGAGAUAUAAAUAAUAAUAAAAAAUUGACUUCUGAUAUAUUCAUUCCUUUUACUUCUAAGAACGACAUAAUAUCUCCUAUUAAUUAGCAAAACUUGAAUAACAAACUUUCAUUGAAUAAAUUUUAAUAGAAUUUGGACAAUUAAAAAUCUCAAAAUUAACUACUUGCAACAAAAAAUUCUAUUGAAUUCGAUAACAAUUAUAUGGUUUGCAUGUAAAUCGACAAAGAAACAGAUAAUGAAUACAUAUACUCUAAAUAAUUUUAAGACUAAAUAAGGUCGCUUGAAGAUGAACAAAAAAGAUUGGAAUCUAUUGAAAAUUUAUUUUUUUUAAAACUGUCACCUGAAGAAUAUAACUAUUAUCAUUCAGAGAGCUUUAAAAUCCACAGAAAAAAGAUGUUGCUAGAUACUAUUUUGAAAAAUAAAAAGAUAACAACAAGAGAUAAGAAACUCAUUUUCUUAAAUUUACUUUAUCAAUAUAACAUUAAAUCACGCUUGAACUCUAAGGAGUGGUGUAUUGAAAUGACAAACUUUUUAAUGAAAAACAAAUUUAAAUAUAACCUAGACGAGGCUGCUAAUAGAAAAUAUGAGAGGGCCCAUUAAAAAAUUGUCUAAUUACCCACAUUCCGUGAUGCUAGAGGAGAAAUAUACCAUGAUUCAUAUAACUUUUUCCAUUAAGUAGCCUCUCCAACUCCAAUUUCUACAGAAUCAAAUGAAGUUCAUUACUAUACAAACGAAAUAGACACUAUAAAUUAGCUAAAUUAAGGCAAACAAAAUUUAAAUAUUAAGAGAUUUAAACCUAAGCAAUUAUCUAAAACUUAUUCUCAUUUUUAGUUCUAAAAGAUAAAGUAUUGA